This is a messenger RNA of Otolemur garnettii (small-eared galago), 1477 nucleotides long. RefSeq names its product cannabinoid receptor interacting protein 1 (gene CNRIP1). The record is from RefSeq and is a predicted model, not a curated record. Gene Ontology annotation, biological process: negative regulation of signaling receptor activity. Gene Ontology annotation, molecular function: type 1 cannabinoid receptor binding. Gene Ontology annotation, cellular component: plasma membrane. Bases 156 to 650 code for a protein of 164 amino acids. Lineage: Eukaryota; Metazoa; Chordata; Mammalia; Primates; Galagidae. The transcript has 4 exons.
CCCAGUGCCUCCCAUUCCUCUCCUCCUCCCACCCUGCGCUGUUCUAGGAGGAGCCUAAAUGUCCGCUUCCCCAGCUGAAGGGGAUUGUGCCACUUGGUCGCAGCCCACGCUGUCUUCAGCCCCCCGGAGCCGCCGCGCCAGCCCCUCGCCCAGCUAUGGGGGACCUGCCGGGUCUCGUGCGUUUCUCCAUCUCGCUGCGCAUCCAGCCCAACGACGGUCCGGUCUUCUACAAGGUGGACGGGCAGCGGUUCGGCCAGAACCGCACCAUCAAGCUGCUCACCGGCUCCUCCUACAAGGUGGAGGUGAAGAUUAAGCCCACCACACUGCAGGUCGAGAACAUUUCCAUUGGUGGCGUGCUUGUCCCGCUGGAACUGAAGUCUAAAGAGCCUGAUGGGGACAGAAUUGUUUAUACGGGCACAUAUGACACAGAAGGUGUGGCCCCAACCAAGAGUGGAGAACGGCAACCCAUCCAGAUCACCAUGCCGUUCACUGACAUUGGGACGUUUGAGACCAUGUGGCAAGUCAAGUUCUACAAUUACCACAAGCGAGAUCACUGCCAGUGGGGAAGCCCCUUCUCUGUCAUUGAGUAUGAAUGCAAACCCAACGAGACACGCAGUCUGAUGUGGGUGAACAAGGAGUCCUUCCUCUGAAGAUGGCUCUUUCUCAUGUGGCUGGACAAUCACCUCCGAAAUCUACUCUUAGACAAACCAGCACAAGCCUUAACCAAGGCAUGCCACACCGUUGCUGUUUCCCUUGUGGUACUGAUGACCCACUAGCCCUGAUUAAUUUGAAAGUGUAAUUCCCCUCUGAUACAAUAUCCCUGACAUGAAGCUCGUGAUGUACCACUCCUGGAAAUACCCUCUUUCUGUAUUCCGUGCUGGUGCUCCUGCAUCCAGUCGUGCUCGGUCAUGCUGUUGACCACUUGUGACCAGAACUCAGUGGAACUUGUAGGCUUGUCCUGUUCUUGAGAGUUCCACUGGCUCUGUGUUUUGUUUCCAAGUUGAGUGAUUGCUCCUUUUCUGUUUAGUGUUCCAUUUAAAAAUAACAAUGUGUAUGGGUCCUCCCAUGUGUAAUACGGUGACAUAUAACUUGCAAUGUUUGCCAGUUCUCAAAGCAGGCUUUGUGAAAAUGUAAUACAAACAGCAGUCAAUGGGACUCAAAUGUUGUGCUUCCUGUAACCACCUCUGCUUUUUCAGGGAAUGAUAAUGACAGACAAAUGCUUAAGUAUUUAUAAUGUCCUAAAGCUCUUCAAAGUAACUUAAGGUAUUGUGCAAUGGUCUACUAGAAAUGGGGACAAAGCAGCGUUGUGGACCACUAUUAAAGUGAUAAGAGUUGUAGGGUUACCCUGUGGCACUCUCCCAUAGUGUUCAAAGAUGCACAUGUAGGCAUCCCUACAUUCUUCUUCACUUGAACUUUGUAAAACUGUGUAUGGACCUAUAAGCAACUUUUGAUAUUUCUUAAUAAAGGUAUUGAAAAU